Megalobrama amblycephala (Wuchang bream) is the source of this 947-nucleotide messenger RNA. It is a transcript of the gene sst7, whose product is annotated as somatostatin family member 7. Gene Ontology annotation, biological process: regulation of cell migration. The record is from RefSeq and is a predicted model, not a curated record. Gene Ontology annotation, molecular function: hormone activity. NCBI's taxonomy places the organism in Eukaryota, Metazoa, Chordata, Actinopteri, Cypriniformes, Xenocyprididae. Gene Ontology annotation, cellular component: extracellular region. The transcript is spliced from 2 exons. The coding region runs from base 122 to 457 and encodes 111 amino acids.
CUGCCACCUAAAGCUCUCAAAGACCAAGAUCUCACCAUCUUUACUCUGCACUAGGAGCUACAAGGUCUUCGCUUCUCUGACUGACCUUUCUGCGCACUUUAACUUCAACUAUUUUGUCAGUAUGCAGCUUUUGGCCAGCCUCGUGUCUCUCUUGCUGGUUCUGUAUAGUGUCAGAGCAGCAGCUGUGCUUCCAGUGGAGGAGAGGAACCUGGCACAAAGUAGGGAGCUGAGUAAAGAGCGUAAGGAGCUGAUCCUGAAGCUGAUCUCUGGGCUGUUGGAUGGAGUAGACAACAGCGUGCUGGCUGGGGAGAUAGCACCGGUUCCCUUGGAUGUGGAGGAGCCCCUGGAGUCCCGUCUGGAAGAACGGGCCGUCUACAACCGGUUAUCACAGCUGCCGCAGCGCGACCGCAAAGCCCCCUGCAAAAACUUCUUCUGGAAGACCUUCACGUCGUGUUAACGGCGCCAGUCCUGCAACGAUCCCGCGAUCCUCCCUGAUACCUGACAUGAACUGUGUAGACCUCCGCUGUACAUACCAUCUCCAGUGUCUGAAGAAAGAUCUCUGUGGACUUACUCUGACACAGUCUGUUUGUUAAAGACAUUGAUGAUUAUAUUUAUUUAUUUAUUUAUUGAUCGAUUAAGAUAUUUAUGGACCUUUGUUGUUUUUCAGCAUUAAAAAAAAAGAAUAAAGCAUGGUUAAGAUACUUUCUUUUUUGAUAAAAGAUGUCUCAUUUACUGUGGUCAACAAAUUACAGUAUGUUUACUGACUGAUCAAUAAAUAUAAUUAAUCAUGGAGCCAGAUGAAUUACAGAUUAUGUAAUAAUGCUACAUAUAAAUGUUUUCCCAAAAGAAGAAAUCACGUAAAGGCUAUUUGUUACAGGCUCAUCUGAAUGGCACUUUCACAAGCCAUGGUUGUUUAACACUUAAUACACCAGAUUAAUUGAUUGACA